This is a messenger RNA of Salarias fasciatus (jewelled blenny), 3768 nucleotides long. RefSeq names its product macrophage mannose receptor 1-like. The record is from RefSeq and is a predicted model, not a curated record. The transcript has 28 exons. The coding region runs from base 1 to 3768 and encodes 1255 amino acids. Lineage: Eukaryota; Metazoa; Chordata; Actinopteri; Blenniiformes; Blenniidae.
AUGGGGCCCCUUGGCCUGGGCUGUGAUCAGGGCUGGAGGGAGUACGAGGGCAGCUGCUACUUCUUCUCCACCGAGCCCAAGACGUGGAAGGAGGCCAACGCCUACUGCCUCCACCGCAGGAGCAACCUGAUGAGCAUCCAGGACGUCAACGAGAGGUUGUGGCUCCGGACGCAGAUCAACAGUGAGAUCUACUGGAUCGGCCUGAACGACCAGGCAGUGGAGGGAGUGUAUGAGUGGAGCGACGGGACCACCUUCAUACCGUACUUCUCGUACUGGAUGCAGGGACAGCCUGAUAACUACGGCGAUGAACCCGGGGAGGACUGCGUUCAGGUGGUGGGAUAUAACUUCGGACAGUGGAACGACGAACACUGCAACGUCUCCAGGAAAUUCAUCUGCAAGCACGCCAACCCGAACCCGGUACCGAAGUGUGACUUGGCCAGCGGGUGGAUGCAGCACAACUCCAACUGCUACAAGCUGAACUCGGACACCAGGAAGAGCUGGACUGCAGCGCGGGCGGACUGCGUGCUGGACGGAGGGGACCUGGUGUCCAUCGCCUCAGAGGCAGAGAACCAGUAUGUGAUGGCGAUGAUGGGCGAAGGACACAUCGACCUCUGGAUCGGGCUCUCCACCCUGAAAUGCACCAAGAUUUCCUGCCAGGUCGAAGCCGGGAACUCGGACCUGUCCUGGUCGGACAGUCAGCCGGUGUCGUACACCCACUGGGCCCAGGGACAGCCUCAGAUUGACGCUCAGGUUGGCUCGUGCGCCGCCAUCGUCAAAGACGCGUCGGAUUCCUUCGGAAACUGGACGUCACAUCAGUGCAGAUUUGAGCGUCCCUACAUGUGCAAACGACCGCUGAGCACCAUCUGCCCGGACGGCUGGCAGAGCUUCUCUGGAAGCUGCUACUGGAUGGUCAGCAACAGAAACAUGAUGACCACCUGGCCCGAGGCCUUCACCAAGUGCUCCGAUCUGGGCGCUCACCUGCUGAUCAUCAACAGUCAAGAGGAGCAGUUCUACAUCAACAGUUACCUUCCACACUUGAACUACAAGGACAUUCCUGACAUGUGGAUCGGUCUCUCAGAUAAGGACAAGGACGGGACGUUCCAGUGGGUGGACAAAUCCAAGGUCACCUUUUCAAACUACGGACCCGGCUGGCCCAGGAACACGGCGAACUUCUGGGACUGCGGCCAGAUCUUCACAGGAAACUACGCUGGCAAAUGGGAAACGACCAACUGCUUCAAGAAGCUGGGCUACAUCUGCGAGAUGACGGGCGGACAGAACCCCAAGCCCACCGCCGCUCCCGACUUCCACUGCGACAGCGGCUACCUGCUCUACGGGAACUUCUGCUACUUCUUCAAGAUCGAGGACGUGAAGAACUGGGCCAACGCCGAGGCCGAGUGCGUGAAGGAGCAGGGCCACCUGGCCAGCUUCCACUCCGAGGAGGAGUUCUCCUUCCUGAUCGCUCACAUGCCCGGGGAGGCCUGGGUGGGUUUGAAUGAUAGAACCACUGAGGGCCACUUCGUGUUCACUGACGGCACUCAGGCAGACUUCCUGCCCUGGGGCAAAGGUCAACCAGACAUCUAUGAGGAUGAGGACUGCGUGCAUGUGCAGGGAACCGGCCAACUGGAUCCUGGAAAGCUCAACGACGACUCGUGCACGUCCAGGAAAGACUACAUCUGCAAGAAAGGGUGGAAUGAGAAGUGUGGCUCGUGGAUGUCGGACCCCUACAACGACUACUGCUACCUGUUCAACUACUACUCCAUGAGGACCUGGGCCGAGGCCCGGGCCGACUGCGUCAACCAGGGGGGCGACCUGGUCAGCAUCACCGACCCCUUCGAGCAGGCCUUCAUCCAGGGUGUGAUCCAGCAGAGCCCCACCGGGGUCUCCCUCUGGAUGGGGGGCUUUCACUCCACCAACGAGGGCGGCUGGGAGUGGAUCGACGGCUCUCCGUUCAGAUACGUCCACUGGAACGCAGGUGAUCCAGACAACUAUGACGGUGAAGACUGCCUGUCCAUACUGAUCAACAACGGCUACUGGAACGACGACAAGUGCGAGCGCAACCGGGGCUACAUCUGCAAGCGGAGAGGAAACACGCCCAAGCCGCCGCUGCCUCACGACGAGCUCAGGUGUCCUGGAAACGACUGGUACGAGUUUGGCGAGUUCUGCUACAAGCCGUUCAGCGAGAGGAAGACGUGGCACGGCGCCCGGCAGGCCUGCAGGGCCCAGGGGGCCGAGCUGGUGUCCGUGCUGUCCAUGGCCGAGCAGAACUGGCUGGAGAGCUACCUCGACAUGGCCACCAGCGACAUGUGGACGGGUCUCAAUGACCUGGCGUUCUCGGGGCUGUUCAUGUGGUCCGACGAGCACCUGACCACCUUCACGUACUGGGCUCCGGGCGAGCCCAACAACCACGAGGGCCUCCAGGACGGCUGCGUGGAGAUGUCACACCAGACGGGCCGAUGGAACGACGUGGCCUGCACUGAGCUCAACUCCUACAUCUGCAAGCAGGCUAAAGCUCAUUACCCCGUCCCGUCGGUGAGGCCCACAGUGUACGGCUGUCCUCAGGGCUGGGACGCCUACGCCUACGCCUGCUACUGGAUGGAGGAGACGGCCAGGAGCUGGACGGAGGCCAAGGCCUUCUGCAUGGAGAAGGAGGGCUUCCUGGUGCAUGUGGGAGACAUCUAUGAGCAGGCUCACUUCACCGUGGCUCUGUCCUUGCGGACGGGUUUCUGGUGGAUGGGCCUGCGCGCUCAGGGUGGCGGCGGUGGCGGCGGUGGCGGCGUGGACUACGUCUGGGACAACGGCUCGCCGGUCACCUUCACUCACUGGGACAGAGACCAGCCAGAUAGCGGGGAUGGUACCUGCGUUGCUAUGACAGCCGGAUCGGCCGGCGGCUUCUGGGACGACAGGCAGUGCUCCAAGAAGUUCGCCUUCAUCUGCGAGAAGCCGCGACCGGACAUCGGCCCGCCCACCGCCGGCCCGACUCCGCCUCCAGCGCAGGGCUGCGCAGCCGGUUGGACGGCGCUGCCACACUUCAGGAACUGCUACAAGCUCUUCCACAACGUGGACUGGUCCCAGAAGAAGAGCUGGGGCGCCGCUCGCAACGACUGCUUCUGCAGGGGGGGCGCUCUGGUCAGCAUCCACAGCCAGGAGGAGGAGGAGUUCCUCUCUACCUACAGCAAAGGCACCAGCAAGUGGAUUGGCCUCCAACACUACCCUACAGAAGGAGGGUACUCCUGGAGCGAUGGGACCCCGCUGUCCCACACCAACUGGGCUGACGGGGAGCCCAACAACCACGAGGGCCGCGAGGAGUGUGUGGAGAUGGUGAGCAGCCCCAGCGGGACGUACUCCUGGUGGAACGACCUGAACUGUGACGCCCAUCAGGACUGGAUCUGCAAGAUCGUGAAGGGGAAGGAGCCUGUCGAGCCCCGGGUGGCCCCCACCCCUCUCCCAGCGCUGGAGUGCGGUUCGAACCCCGGCUGGAGGAAGUACAACGGCAUCUGCUACUACUACAACGACACGGACAUGGUGGACUUCCACACGGCUGUGCUGCGCUGCUACGCCGAGAAGGCUCUGCUGGUGUCCAUCCUCAACCAGCACGAGCAGGCCUACGUCAACAGGAUGGUCGGCACCGGGAAGGUCUCCGCAGCCUGGAUCGGACUGAGGAAGUUUGGCGUGGCCAGCGGACAGUACCUGUACGUCAGCCUCAUGGAGGGAAGCAGCACAAACACAGAGGAAACCACUAACUCAUGUGAAAGCAGCACACCUUACUGA